This is a messenger RNA of Teleopsis dalmanni, 3904 nucleotides long. RefSeq names its product 3'-5' RNA helicase YTHDC2-like. The coding region runs from base 403 to 3735 and encodes 1110 amino acids. The transcript is spliced from 4 exons. Lineage: Eukaryota; Metazoa; Arthropoda; Insecta; Diptera; Diopsidae. Gene Ontology annotation, cellular component: intracellular anatomical structure. The record is from RefSeq and is a predicted model, not a curated record. Gene Ontology annotation, molecular function: RNA binding; ATP binding; protein binding.
UUAUAUGAUUUUAAGUCAUAAUCCAUUCGCAUACACAUUUAAUUAAUUCUCUUUUGUGUUACAACACGUACAGAAAAUUUGUUGCUGCAGUGAAUUUUAAGAGUUGGUAACUCUGUUCGGAUUGAGUUCCACAAUAAUCCACACAUCGUACUCAAACCAUUUACAGCUGUAAAUGACACUUUGAGAAGUGAAAUACAUUGCAAGUUUUUAUGUAUAAAAGUGUAGUUGAGACUAAUUAAAAUAAAAAAUAAUUGAUAUAGUGUUUUUGUUUAAUAUGUAAUUGUUUUAUGCUAAAGUCCUAACAACUUGGCUAUAUAAUUUUCAAGUGAAAUUAAACAUUUUCAAGCAUCUAAACAUUGCGGCGUUGUACGCCGUAUCAAACAGUUUUCAUCGCAGUCACAAAUGCCGAAAAGAGACCUAAACAGAUAUAAAAAUAAUAGCAAUAACGAAGAUAUACCCAGAAAAUAUAAUAAGUUCUCAAAAAGUGGAAUGAAUAAUAAUCGAAAUUCAAAUAAAGAAAGGCAGAAUUUGCCUGAUGCGGAACGCCUCCCAUUAGAGCAAUUAGUUUCUGCAUUCAUACAGAGUAAUGAAGGAGAAAUCGCAUUGCCAGGUUUGUCAAACAUAGAACGCAAGUAUUUGCAUCGUUACGCCAGCGCAUUGCGGCUGACAACUAAGAGUUAUGGUAGCAAGAAUAGCCGUGUACUUUACUUAACAAAGCAAAAAACCGCAAUGAUUGGUAUUAAAAAGAAAUUGGAACUGGCCGCAGGAACUAAAACAUUACUUGCCAAUGUAUUGCCCAGUUUGAAAGAAGAAACACGCAAAUUGCAUUCCCUAAAUGAGACAUCAGCAAAUGUUCCUUUGAACAGUCGCUAUCGUGGUGAUGCACUGUACUUGCAUUUGGGUCAACGUUUAGUGCCACCACGUUCUAAUCGUAUUAAAAGUGAUAUGUAUCGCGAAAAACAAGAGCUGCCCAUAUAUCAAUAUCAAGAUGAGAUCUACCGUUUGCUGCAAACUAAUUCCGUUAUCAUAAUUAGUGGCGAUACCGGCUCUGGUAAGACUACACAAGUUCCGCAGUAUAUAUUAAUUGACGCAUAUCAACGUAAACGUCCAUGUCGUGUGAUAGUCACACAGCCGCGUAGAGUAGCUGCAGUGUCGGUGGCACAUCGUGUCGCAGAGGAGCGCGGAGAACAAGUUGGUGAAACUGUAGGCUAUCAAAUACGCAUGGAAUGUCGUAUGCGUAAAACAUCAAAUUUAAUUUAUACUACAAGUGGUUGUUUUCUUCGCACGCUAAUGGCAGAUGCAAAUGAAAUUUUUCGUAAAACCACUCAUCUCAUUAUUGACGAAGUACAUGAACGUGACAAAUUCACUGAUUUUACGUUAAUUUCGGUGAAGGAGCAUUUAAAACGUAACAAAAAUUUAAAGUUGAUAUUAAUGUCAGCAACAAUGGAUAUAGUUUUGCUAUCGCGUUAUUUUGAUAAUUGUCCUAUAUUAAGAGUACCAGGACAGAGUUUUAAUGUGCAAAUCUAUUAUUUAGAAGAUAUACUUUAUCAUUCUGGUUAUCGCACAGCAUUGAUGGAGAAAUAUCUACGUUCAAUGGCAGAAAUAGAACAACAACAACUUGAAAUGCAACAACAAAAUUUCGAACCAGCUGAAUUGUAUGGUCAUUUAUCUUCUCCACUGGAAGAACCACCACAAUUUGUUGAUAAUAUAAUAGAUCAAUGUUGUGAUGUUAGUAAAACCACCGAGGAAUUAAUAACACUUUUUGAUCAGUUGAAAUUUAGUAUUUCAAGUGAGGGUUUAUAUGUCGAUACGCCACAUUCAGAAACAGGAAUAACACCUUUAAUGGCUGCUUGCAAGUGUAAUUUCCCUGAAUACGUAGAAUUUUUUGUUAAAAAUCAAGCAAAUGUACUCUUGCAAGAUUCACAAGGUUAUACGGCUGUUGAGUAUGCAGCAAAUUUUUCUGAUCGGGCAUGUACGGAAAUUCUAGAGAGAACUGAAUUUUGUUUGCAACAACAAUUACAGUUCACUGAUGAAGAUGUUGAGAAAACACAACUACUCACAGCAUAUCAAAAGCAGAGUAAUUACGAUAAUGAAGUCGAUCAUGAUUUAAUAUUAUCUUUGCUGGAAGGUUUAUAUCGAGGCACUCAUCCAGGUGCCAUUCUGGUAUUCUUGCCUGGUUAUAAUGAUAUCGUACAACAACGUGAUCUCAUAAAUAGUACAUUACCACCUGGUACAUAUAAGUUAUGUAUACUGCAUGGACAAAUGGAUUCUCAAGAUCAAAUAGAGGCAUUACAACGUCAUAACCAAAGAAAAAUUAUACUUUCCACAAAUAUUGGCCAAACAUCGAUCACUAUACCUGAUCUGGUAUACAUUAUCGAUUCAGGCAAAAUUAAAAUGAAAACUUAUGAUUCUAUAACUGAAUCUUCACAAUUACAAUCUGUAUGGAUCUCAAAAGCAGAUGCUAAUCAACGUUCUGGUCGCGCUGGUCGUACACAAAACGGCAUCUGCUACCGUUUGUAUUCAAAAGCUAAAUAUGAAUUUAUGCCACAAUUUUGCAUACCAGAAUUUAUGCGUAUACCAUUGGCGGAAAUUUGUCUCUACGCAAAAACUUUUGAUAAGAAUACUGAUUGUCAGACAUAUUUACAACGUGCACUGAAUCCGCCAUCGAAAGUUUGUAUACAAAAUGCUGUGAAAAAACUGCAAAUCUUACAAGUAUUCAACGAUGAUGAAAGUGUGACGGAUUUGGGCAAGCAACUUGUUGAGAUACCACUUGAUGUGCAACUCGGCAUAUGCUUACUCUAUGGUGUUUUCUUUAAAUGUUUUGAUCCAGUAUUAACAAUUGUAGCAUAUCACUCUGUGAAGGAUCCUUUUCUACUACCAACAGAUCGCUCUGCGCAAGGACAAGCUUCAUAUCAACGUAAACUGUUUUCAGCACAAAGCUUUAGUGAUCAACUUGGUGUGUUGGAGUUGUACAAGGCAUAUUCUACCGUUCGAAACAAUAAAAAACGUUGUUUCGAUUUUUGCAGUAAAAACUCUUUAUCUUAUUCGGCAAUGGAAAUGUUCUGCGCUACACGACGCCAAAUAUCCGAUCUAAUGGUGCAAAAGUAUCGUCUAGGACAUAAUGCAACAUUAUUUAAUGAUGAUUGGGAAAUGGUAAAAUGUUGCUUAGCUGCUGGGCUAUAUCCUAAUAUUGCCGUAUUAGAUCGUUAUAAAAAUGAACUUUCAUCUAGUGUAGAAAAGAAGCUUAUAGUACAGCGAACCUCAGCUUUGAAUCCACCAGGACAAAAGAAUCUAAAAGAUUUUAUACAUCAAUUGCCGCAUGAUUGGAUUAUCUUUUAUGAAAAGUCACGUGUGGGCAAGUUGUGCUCUAUUAACAUGAACACUGUUAUCUCACCUGUUGUCGUAGCACUACACUGUGGCAGAUAUUGCAAUAUAAACGAUUAUGGCGGCGAGAAUUCCGAUAAAUCUGAUGAUGAAGCAGAUUUCGAAGUUUUAUCAAAGGAAGUUCGUGAUCUUGCUUUAACAGAUGAUCAGCAGACAGUUAGUUUUAUCUUGGAUAAUUGGAUACACUUUGAGAUGAAUAGCAAAGAUGCGAAGAGUUUAAAAACUUUGCGCUCAGCUAUUAAGACAGAAUUUAUAACUUUCCUACGACGCGGUUUUAUAGAAUCAUCAACGACUGCUGUUUUUUGGUUACAAAAAUUGCUACAUACCUUGGAUCAGUUUACUAUAUCAUAAAAUAAUUAAAACUACAUAUUACUUUUAAUUUUAUAAUUAAUUUUCCAUAUAUUGAAAUUUUUACUUUUGUAAAUUUACAAACUACAACACACACAAGGUUAUAAAUUACUAUUAGCAUUAAGUUCACAUAUAACAAAAAAAAAAAAACGAAGAAGAAUGUAAAAUUUUG